Vitis vinifera (wine grape) is the source of this 2759-nucleotide messenger RNA. Its product is annotated as kinesin-like protein KIN-7N. Gene Ontology annotation, molecular function: ATP binding; microtubule motor activity; microtubule binding. Gene Ontology annotation, biological process: microtubule-based movement. NCBI's taxonomy places the organism in Eukaryota, Viridiplantae, Streptophyta, Magnoliopsida, Vitales, Vitaceae. The record is from RefSeq and is a predicted model, not a curated record. The transcript is spliced from 18 exons. Bases 42 to 2588 code for a protein of 848 amino acids.
GAUGAUUCAAAACAGAUCAGAGAGGGAGGCAGGAAGACAAUAUGGAGAAGAUCUGUGUAGCAGUUCGGGUGCGGCCUCCUGUCGCCCAGGAAACCUCAAGCUCUACCUACUGGAGAGUCGAAGACAAUCGCAUUUCUCUCCACAAAACUCUCGGAACUCCCAUCUCUGGUGUUUCUCACGCUUUCGACCAUGUGUUCGACCAAAGUUGCGCCAAUGCUAGGGUUUACGAGCUUCUUAUUAAGGAUAUCAUCCAUGCCGCUGUGGAGGGUUUUAACGGAACUGCAUUUGCCUAUGGACAGACCAGCAGUGGCAAGACUUACACCAUGAAUGGCUCUGAAUCUGAUCCAGGAAUCAUUCAUCUGGCUGUCAAAGAUGUAUUUAGAAGAAUUCAGAUGACAGCUGAUCGAGAGUUUCUGAUUCGAGUUUCCUACAUGGAAAUUUAUAAUGAAGAAAUCAAUGAUCUUCUUGCAGUAGAGAACCAGAAAUUACAAAUUCACGAGAGUCUGGAGAACGGCGUAUUUGUUGCAGGCCUUAGGGAAGAAAUUGUAAAUGGUGCUGAGCAAGUGCUAAAGAUCAUUGAAUCUGGAGAAGUUAAUAGGCAUUUCGGUGAGACAAACAUGAAUGCUCGAAGUAGUAGGUCUCACACCAUAUUUAGAAUGGUUAUUGAAAGCAAGGAAAAGGAUUCCAAUUAUUCCAGUGAUUAUUCAAGUACAGAUGCAGUCCGUGUCUCGGUUUUGAACUUGGUAGAUUUAGCUGGGUCUGAACGAAUUGCAAAAACUGGAGCAGGUGGAGUUCGUUUAAAGGAAGGAAAGCACAUUAACAAGAGCUUAAUGGUUCUUGGUAAUGUAAUUAACAAAUUGAGUGAUGGUGCAAAGCAAAGGGGACAUAUUCCUUAUCGAGAUAGUAAGCUAACUCGCAUACUUCAACCUGCACUUGGUGGUAAUGCCAAAACUUCUAUAAUUUGCACUGUAGCACCAGAAGAGGUUCACAUUGAGGAAACCAAGGGAACCCUCCAGUUUGCUAGCAGAGCCAAGCGCAUUACCAAUUGUGCUCAAGUGAAUGAGAUUUUGACAGAUGCAGCAUUACUGAAGCGGCAAAAACUAGAGAUAGAGGAACUACGUAAAAAACUUCAGGGAUCCCAUGCUGAGGUGCUAGAGCAAGAGAUUUUGAAACUUCGAAAUGAUAUGCUCAAGUAUGAACUGGAGCAUGAGAAGCUUGCAACAGAACUGGAAGAGGAGAGGAAAUCCCACAAAGAACGAGAUCAAUGGAUUAGGGAACAGCAGAUGAAAAUUGACAAUCUCAGUAGUCUAGUCACUUUGUCAGAUUGCGAUAGGAAAUCUAGUCAGGACUCUGCAAGACAAAGCCUUAAGGAAGAAUCCAUUGACAGUCAUAGUACAGGUCAUGGAGAUGGUUUUAGUACUCCUUGUUUUAAGGCAGUUCCCAAUGCCUUUGUUGUCAAACGAUCAAAUUAUUCUAGGCUACCUGAUUACAGCCCUCUUCCAGAUGCUAUUAGCAAUGUGGCUGAUGAAGAUACAUGGCUGAAGAUGAACAAAGGUUAUGUUGCUGACCUGGAUUCACUUCAAAUAACUCCAGCAAGAAGAGUCCAAUCCUUUCCAACAAGUGAGGCAACCCCUGGUUGCUCAAAAGAAAAUUACAAACAAGAGGUUCAAGUUCUCAAGAGACAAUUAGAACUUGCCAUUGAAGAGAAAGAUCAACUUGAGAGAAACCACAUGGAACAAAUACUAUUGAACAAGCAAUUAACAGGGGAAAUAUCUGAACUUCAAAGAGAAGCACAACUAAUUCGAGAAAUUCCUCAUAGGUUGUGUGAGUCUGUGGCAAAUUGCAAAGAAAUAUAUAAGGAUGUUAUGUCAAUCAUGCAGAGUUUUGUACCUGAUGAUGAAUCUUCAACUUCAAAAUUGCUUUCUAGCACAAGUGAGAUUGGUACAACUCUUCUCUCAACUUUGGAAAAUCAUUUCUCUGUGAGCAUUGAUGGCAAUAGGACUUUUCCUGGGAACAACUCUCUUAUUCAAGAACAAUGCAAAGUGCUUUGUGAGAGGUUGAACAAAACAAUUACAUCCUUAGUACUUUCAGAACCAUCAACUGUCAAACCUAGACACUCCAGGAAUCUACCAUGCAGCUGUGGAUAUAAGGGCUGUGCUUUGGGAGGAGAAACUGCUUGUUGGAAGGAGAAACUGGACAAUGAGCUCAAUACAAUCAAUGAAAAAUAUCAGAGCUUGGAGAAAGAGUUAGAACACAGUAACCAGCUUCUGGAGGUUUCUAAAGAAAGAUACCAUAGUUUGGAAAGAGAGUUCCAUCUUUUGAAAGAUGAAAGAGACUCCCUGCUGCAAACAGUGUCCAAGUCAACCCAAAAACUUGCAUUGGUGACUGACCAGAAGGAAAAUGUUUCGAAGGAAUUGAAUACUGAAUUACAGAGAAGAAAAGAUCUUGAAGAAGAGGUCAAACAGUUCAGUGUUGCUUUUGCCCAUCGACAGAGAUCACUGAUGUCUUUCCACAGUCAGUUUAAGUCUAAAAUUGAGAACUUGAGAGGCCAGAAUCCAGUUCCAAUUGCCAAAUCUCUUGGCUAUUGAAUAUUUGAUAUGCUGCUUGCUUCUUAAAUGGAAAUGGAAGGUCUGCAACUUCUCUUCUGCGUGUUUUUCUACUGUAUCCUAUAUAUUAAACAAAACAACCCUGUUGAUGCUGUUUGUUAAGUACUUCGGCUCUGCCAUAUCAGAAUCUGAUAUUUUUCCAUGUUGUUUGAA